CUCUCUACUUAGGCUUUAUCAAGCGCCUUCCCGCGCGGCAUUCUUGAGUCUCUCUUCUCGUCGGUGGUAGCUGUCUACCUGCUCCUAUCGCUUAACUUGCAGUUCACUGCCAUGUCUUCGGAAGAAGGGAAACUUUUCGUGGGAGGGCUCAAUUUCAACACCGAUGAGCAGGCUCUGGAAGACCACUUCAGCAGCUUCGGUCCUAUUUCUGAAGUGGUCGUUGUCAAAGACCGGGAGACUCAGCGAUCCCGGGGUUUUGGUUUCAUCACCUUCACCAACCCAGAGCAUGCCUCAGAUGCCAUGAGAGCCAUGAAUGGAGAGUCUCUGGAUGGUCGCCAGAUCCGUGUGGAUCACGCGGGCAAGUCGGCCAGGGGAGCUAGAGGGGGUGCCUUUGGGGCCCAUGGGCGUGGUCGCGGCUACUCUAGAGGUGGUGGGGACCACGGCUACGGGAGUGGCAGAUAUGACAGUCGGCCUGGAGGAUAUGGGUAUGGGUAUGGGUAUGGAUAUGGAUAUGGAAGGACCAGAGACUACGGUGGCAGAAGCCAGGGCGGUUAUUAUGACCGCUACUCAGGAGGAAAUUACAGAGACAAUUACGACAACUGAGAUGAGGCAUGUGCACCUAAUGUAGAUACACAAGGAAUAAAACUUCUGAUCCAGGAUCAUCGUUCCAAAUGGCUGUAUUUAGAAAGAUUUUUGGAGUCGCACUGAAAAAUCUGUUUUAGUACAUCAACUUCUCUUUUUGAAUUGAGCUCCCAAGGUACCUUGUUACAAAGACCUUUUAGAAAGUUCAUAUGUCUUUUAAAGUUUUUCUCCCAUUUAAAGACAAAUCUUGGGACACGUGUGGAGUCUCUGGGUAUUUUUCCUUUUACCAGUUUUUUAGCUGGGGCUCUCAGGAUUACUGGUUAUGGCAAAAAAUGUUUGGUCACUUUUUUUUUUUUUUCCAAAUGAUGUGCAUUUAGGGUUGUUUUAAAGGCCUAAUGUGUACAAUGUUUAUCAUGGUUAAGAACCAAUUUCUAAUGCAGCUGCAAUAAUGUGAUUAGAGGUGGUUUUGGGGUUUGUUUGUUUUUUUAAUUUUGUUUUUUAUUCAAGGUCACCACCCUGAUACACAGAAGUUUCUUAGAACUUGUGAAUGUCCUUUUCUUUAAUACUGGAAAAAAAAUAUUCUGUUGUGUUUCACUUAGCAUUUAGGAUGCCCUUCACGGAGCUGAUUAAAAAGUUGAAAUGUGAAAACA
Molecule: messenger RNA, 1232 nt
Organism: Hyaena hyaena (striped hyena)
Lineage: Eukaryota; Metazoa; Chordata; Mammalia; Carnivora; Hyaenidae
Gene: RBM3
Product: RNA binding motif protein 3
Exons: 7
Coding region: 112-603 (163 amino acids)
Biological process (GO): positive regulation of mRNA splicing, via spliceosome; regulation of translation
Cellular component (GO): spliceosomal complex
Molecular function (GO): ribosomal large subunit binding; RNA binding
Source: RefSeq, a predicted model, not a curated record